This is a messenger RNA of Danio aesculapii, 1125 nucleotides long. RefSeq names its product spermatogenesis-associated protein 22. The coding region runs from base 1 to 1032 and encodes 343 amino acids. The record is from RefSeq and is a predicted model, not a curated record. Lineage: Eukaryota; Metazoa; Chordata; Actinopteri; Cypriniformes; Danionidae. The transcript has 7 exons. Gene Ontology annotation, biological process: homologous chromosome pairing at meiosis; meiotic DNA repair synthesis; gamete generation.
AUGCAUGUGUGCACCUGGGUUAUACUGAUAGCAGUGCUGCAACAUGUGACGAGGUUGCUGGAGCCUGAAAUCAAAGCAGAGUUUUGUCUUUCUGCAGGCUGCCUCUCCGUGCCUCUGUUUAAUCAAAGGAAGAGGAGCAGGCUGCCUUUCACGUCUAAUCCCUCUGAGAUUUUUGGUCAGAGUAGUCAAUGGAACCAGCAAGCCAAUCUUUCAUCACAGCAAGCAGGUGGGAGAUAUACUCCUUCACCUGGUAUGGCAGGACGAGGAUACACACCUUUACCCCACCCCAGGAAACCAGCCUAUGCCUGGCCACAAGUAGGGCAACAAAGGCCUCCAGUAAGACAGGAUUCAAUGGCAAAUCAGAUUCAUGGUGGCUUUCCAAGCAGUAGCUCAGCCUCGUUCGGCCAGCCCAGUUGGUCCAGUGGCAUCCAGAAUCAGCAGUCAUUUAACAGGCCGACAAAUGCCUUCAGAAUGCCGUACCGUCCCCAGCAGUGUUCAUCAGCAGCAGGAAACACUCAGGGCCCUCUGAAUCACAGCGGCACGUGGAACUUCAGACCUGUUGGACCAUCCACCAGUGGAAUGUGGCCAAAAGAAAAAAUUGACACCUCAGUUGUUCAAACCACACCAAAGCAGCAGAAGCCCAGUCGUGAGACAUCGAUGCGUGUUAUUACUGCUGUAAUUGAAGGCAUGAAGCACUGGAGCCAGUACAAGAACCGGGUACCUAUGCUAUUCGAGAUCUUUGCUACUCUGGACUCAGCAGUUACAGUUGGAGAACACGGCGCAAAGAAAUUCCUCAUGAGGGACGAUAAACAUGUGGUCCAGUGUCUUUACUAUGAAAACGACCAGACACUGCCCAGACUGAUCAGAGGUCAGGUGCAUCGCUGCGUUGGAAACUACGACAGGGAUAAAGACAUAAUGAAGUGUGUGUCCGUGCGAGCUGCUUCACUGUCAGAGCAAAAAAAUGCCCAGGAGGCUGUGAGAGCGUCAGACGCAGAGUUGAGGAAUGUGCUGCUGACUCUGAGUGAAAUCUGAUGUGCAUCCAGGAGGUAGAACAGUCGAAACAUUAAAUCAACACAGACUUUUAUGGAAGUGGGGCUUGGUUUUGUUUUAGUUGUGAUCUAGUUU